Daphnia pulicaria is the source of this 2207-nucleotide messenger RNA. It is a transcript of the gene ClpX, whose product is annotated as ATP-dependent Clp protease ATP-binding subunit clpX-like, mitochondrial. Lineage: Eukaryota; Metazoa; Arthropoda; Branchiopoda; Diplostraca; Daphniidae. Gene Ontology annotation, cellular component: mitochondrial matrix. Gene Ontology annotation, molecular function: zinc ion binding; ATP binding; protein dimerization activity. Gene Ontology annotation, biological process: proteolysis; protein catabolic process; protein folding. The record is from RefSeq and is a predicted model, not a curated record. The transcript has 15 exons. Bases 161 to 2005 code for a protein of 614 amino acids.
AGACUAGUAACAGCUGAUAGUCAAACCCUUGCAGACUCGCAGUAAGUUUCGAUUUUGGCUUGUUGCAGUCGACCAGUUAGCAACUGAGAGUCCCAUCACUGUGACAACUACCUAAAUCGAUUUUAUCAGAAAUUUCUUCAGAAAUCAAGUUGACUCAAGGAUGUCUGCAGCUCGCUAUAAAUUACUUACUAUUCACAAAAUAUCUCCGCUAAUUUGGACUAGCAACAGCAACAGACUUUAUCAAGGCUUUAAUAAAGGAGCCCUAUCCUUAAAAUAUAUCCAACGAAGGUCUAUCUACUCAAGUAUUUGGCUUUGCAAAACGGGAUCUAAUAUUCCAACAGAUCCCCCUACUGGAGGUAAAGGAAGAACAGGAAGCUCUUCAAAAGGAGCCGGAAAAGACAACCACUUCUGCUGCCCCAAAUGUGGAAACCCUUGCACCAACGUUGAAACUUUUGUUUCUUCUACUAGAUUUGUAAAAUGUGAAAAAUGCCACCAUUUCUUUGUGGUGUUGUCAGAGGUGGAUCAAAAGAAAUCAGUUAAGGAGUCACAAGAAGCAGCUGCUGAAGUUAAACCUGGACAGUUUAAGAAAGCUCCACCACCUCCCAAAAAGAUAUAUGAAUAUUUGAAUCGCCAUGUGAUUGGUCAAGAAUGGGCAAAAAAAGUCCUAUCAGUUGCAGUUUACAAUCACUACAAACGGAUUUUCAAUAAUUUGCCUAGUAUUCCUAAGAAGGGAAAUGAAGAACAAGAAGUACCUGCAGCAAAUCAAAAUGGAAGGGGUAGAACAACUCCCCAAGCCUGGGCUGAUCUACUCCAAGUGACUGGAUUAGGUCAGUCUCACGGGCUAGGAGCGUCAGGUACCAUGUCCCAACAACAGACAUUGCCACCUGCAUCAGAUGAACCAAAGAAUUCAGCUGCAUCUUCCGGCAGUGAUAUAUUGGACACAAGUUCUCAUGAACUACGUCUAGAUAAAAGUAACAUUCUCAUGUUGGGACCCACCGGAUCAGGAAAGACGCUUCUAGCACAGACCAUCGCUCAAUGUUUAGAUGUUCCUUUUGCUAUUUGUGAUUGUACGACUUUGACGCAAGCUGGAUAUGUCGGUGAAGACAUUGAAAGUGUGAUUGCAAAAUUGCUGCAAGAUGCAAACUACAAUGUUGACAAAGCCCAACAAGGUAUCGUAUUCCUCGACGAGGUUGAUAAAAUCGGCGCCGUACCUGGAAUUCAUCAGUUGCGUGACGUUGGAGGAGAAGGAGUGCAGCAAGGAAUGCUGAAGAUGCUAGAGGGAACGAUUGUCAAUGUUCCUGAAAGAAACGCUCCUCGCAAACUUCGAGGAGAAACUAUUCAAGUUGAUACGACAAAUAUCCUGUUCGUUGCUUCAGGUGCCUAUACAGGACUGGAUCGUAUUGUGUCUCGCCGCAAAAAUGAAAAGUAUUUGGGAUUCGGCGCUAGUUCUUCAGGGAAUAGUGCCGGAAGACGUGCGGCUACGCAAGCAGGAAUGGCUGAAGUAUCCUCAGAAGUUGCUGACGAUGAAAGCGAAAGAGAUGCUUUCCUUCGUGCAGUCGAAGCAAGGGAUUUGAUUGAUUUUGGCAUGAUUCCUGAAUUUGUCGGUCGUUUCCCUGUGAUCGUACCUUUUCAUUCUCUCUCCCAAGACACAUUGGUCAGAAUUCUUACUGAACCUCGAAAUGCUCUAGUCCCACAGUUCCAGAUGCUCUUUGGAAUGGAUAAGGUUGAGUUAACUUUCUCCCCAGAAGCACUCAGAGCUAUUUCUAAACAAGCAAUGGAGAAAAAGACUGGCGCCCGAGGCUUGAGAGCUAUCAUGGAAACCCUAUUACUUGACGCGAUGUUUGAAAUUCCUGGUUCUGAUAUUGUAUCAGUCCAUGUCACAGAGGAUGCUGUUAAUGGCAGAAGUCAACCUCUCUUCAUCCAUGCAGCACAAAGCGUUACCAAUGAUGGUCAAGUAGCUGUUGACGACGAAGAAUUGGGACAAGCCCAAGCUGGACGGGUUUAGAUGAUACUUUGUUUUCAAACAAAAACUUUUCGUUUUCUUUCCAACGGGGCUACUUAUGGCGUAUAUAUAUCGGGAUUUCUAGACUACGUCGAUAUGUACAAUUUUUAAAAAAUGUACUAAGCCUCUCUUGUUGCCUCGUUUUAUUUUUAACUUCUUUUUGUUUAUGGGACUCGAAGCCUUUAAUAAAGUCGAUAUAACUUCA